Messenger RNA from Prosopis cineraria, 4275 nucleotides. RefSeq names its product putative pentatricopeptide repeat-containing protein At2g01510. Bases 1491 to 3935 code for a protein of 814 amino acids. Lineage: Eukaryota; Viridiplantae; Streptophyta; Magnoliopsida; Fabales; Fabaceae. The record is from RefSeq and is a predicted model, not a curated record. The transcript is spliced from 6 exons. Gene Ontology annotation, biological process: RNA modification. Gene Ontology annotation, molecular function: RNA binding; zinc ion binding; protein binding.
AAAAUAUUUUUGAAAUAUUUUUUUUAGGACUAUUUACCUCGACAGCCUAGAUGGAGAGAGAGAUUUAACGUGACAAAACAUAAAAAUAUUUUUCUUUUUUUUAAAAAAGAAGUUAAUGCGACAAGUGAAGUUUUAAAUAUUAUACUAGAUAGGUAUAUUUCCCAAAAACGUUUGACUUAACAAGCAAGUUAAAUUUUAAAUAUUAUACUUUAUAGGUAUAUUGGCCAAUUGUGCUCUAAGGUUUACUUUGAGGCCUCAUUGAUCAGGUUUUUUUUUUUUUGGUAAAUUGUUUUGAUGGACAAUUGAUCAGGUUUUUUUAUUAUAAGGUCUUGAUUGAAUAAUAUAUCUCCCUUCCCUAUCCGUCAUUCUCCUAGGAGAAUCCUGGUCGGCCAGUUUUUUUAAUUUUAUUUCUUUUUGUCUGGUCAGUUGAUUAGCUUCAUCUGUCGUAGUACUGAUUUUAAAAUUGGAAUUAGUUUCAUCUUCUGAGUUCAAAGCAAUUUUUCUCAUUUUAUCUUUCACAACAGUGUUAUACAAUCCACAUAGCCAAUUCACUCAGCAAAAUAAGGCUUCUUGUUGGUGCAGCACAUCAUCUUCCCAUGCUUAAUUAUUCCCUCCCUCCCAACGCCUUCCAACGCAUUGGAAUGCAUCUUUGUUUUAAACAUUGUCAACAACAUUUUUGUAUCUUUUGCUGGCCUCAAACGGUGUUCUGUUCCGUAUGAGAGAUAUCACCGUCCGUUCCUGCUCCAUUUUAUAACUUAGCCCUGCUUCGGUUGCUCCAUUCUCAUCACAAACUUGCCUCGCCGUGCAUUGCUUGGUGGUCUCCUUCAAUGGGCUCUACCAGUGCCGUGCAUGUCUUCGUGACCUAUGGCACCGUUUAGGUUGGAUGUUGGUGAAGGCAAAGAAGUCAGUCUUGAGAAGUAUCCAAACCCUUUUUACUCUGCAACAGUGUACAACAACAACAACAACAACAACAAGCCUUUAUCCCACUAGAUGGGGUCGGCUACAUGGAUUGCAAGACGCCAUUGUGCUCUAUCGUUUAUCAAGCUUUUAGAAAUAUUAUUAAUUAAGAGAUCGCGUUCAACAACUUCCAAGAGUGUACUCUGCAACAGUGAUAUUGCUAUUGCUGAAUAGGCCCCACACACUUAAUAAGGCUUGGACUUGCUCUUAACUUCUCUACAUUCUAUUUUGAAAUCCUCAAUUCCCCAGAUCUUGCUUGUAAACUUGCUAAGCAGGCUGCAAGUUUCAAACUCGAGGAAGCCAUCCAGUUACUUCUGGUUUGUAAUGAAGGUGGGGGCAGGGUCACAUCUAUCAUCAUCACAUUAUCCUCCAACAAAAAAUGUUGAUUCUUGGACUGGUCACCCCUCAAGAUAGAUUUGGGCUCUUGGCAUUUUUGGGUUAUAGUUGGGCAUGAAGCGGAAGCCAUUUCCCUCGUGGAUGCUGCAUUUUCGCGCCAAACUGCAUCUCCGAGUUUGGGUUCUUUUUGGUAAAUUAUGAGGAAGCCAUACAUGAGGACAAUUGCUCCUCUAAGAGCUUCGCUAUCUCCAAGACCGCUCCUUCAGCCUGAAAACCUUACGGAUGCUUUUUCCGUCAAGACUGGCUUCAAUCCCAGCACGUGUCGUAUGAAUUUCCAGGUCAAGAACUCUAUCCAACGAGGGGAUUUAGGACUAGCCCGUAAGUUGUUUGAUAAAAUGCCUCAACAGAAUACCAUCUCCAAAAAUAUGAUGAUCAUGGGGUACAUAAGAGCUGGUAAUCUUUCUAGUGCCAGGCAGUUGUUUGAUUCAAUGACCGAACGUACGGCGGUUACCUGGACCAUCUUGAUCGGAGUAUUUGCUCAAAACAAUCAAGGUCACGAAGCUUUUAGUCUUUUUGCUGAGAUGUGUAGGUGGGGCACACACCCAGAUUAUAUCACCUUUGCCACUCUCCUGUCCGGAUUCAGUGAGUCUGACUCUGUAUGCCAUGUAAACCAAGUUCAUGCCCAUAUUAUUAAGCUGGGGUAUGAUUCAACCUUAAUGGUUUCCAACUCCUUGCUCGAUUCUUACUGUAAGACCCGUAGUCUUAGUUUAGCUUGUCACCUGUUCAAACAUAUGCCUGAUAAAGAUUCUGUCUCUUUCAAUGCAUUAUUGACAGGACUCUCAAAAGAUGGAAUGCAUCAAGAAGCAAUAAAUCUCUUUUUUGAAAUGCAGAAAUUGGGUUUUAGGCCUACAGAUUUUACUUUUGCCGCUAUUUUAUGCACAGGUGUGGCAUUGGAUCACAUGGUAUUUGGGCAGCAAGUUCAUGGCUUUGUAGUGAAGACAAGUUUUGUCUGGAAUGUGUUCGUGGCUAAUGCAUUACUUGAUUUCUACUCUAAGCAUGACUGUGUUUCUGAAGUGAAGAAACUUUUCGAUGAGAUGCCAGAACUGGAUGGCGUCUCUUACAAUGUACUCAUUACAUGUUAUGCUUGGAAUGGCCAACUCAUAGAAUCUUUUGAUCUUUUCCGGGCAUUACAGUAUACUAAAUUUGACCGCAGGCAAUUCCCAUUUUCAACCAUAUUGAGCAUCGCUGCAAAUACUCUAAACCUGGAAUUGGGCAGGCAAAUUCAUUCCCAAGUUAUUGUGACAGGUGCUGAUUCCGAAAUUAAGGUUGGAAAUGCUUUGGUUGACAUGUAUGCUAAGUGUGGCAAAUUUGACGAAGCAAAUGGGAUUUUUGCAAAUCUUACCCAUCAAAGUUCAGUUCCUUGGACAGCCUUGAUAUCAGCUUAUGUUCAGAAGGGACUCCAUGAAGAAGGCCUGACUCUAUUCUUUGAGAUGCAGAAGCGCAAAAUAGGUGCUGAUUCAGCCACUUAUGCUAGCAUCUUAAGAGCCUGUGCAAGCUUAGCCUCACUUUCACUGGGAAAGCAGUUACACUCGUACAUAAUCAGAUCCGGAUACAUUUCAAAUGUAUUCUCUGGAAGUGCACUGCUUGACAUGUAUGCAAAAUGUGGAUCCAUGAAAGAUGCGCUUCAUAUGUUUCAAGAGAUGCCUGUAAGGAAUUCCGUCUCUUGGAAUGCACUAAUUUCAGCUUAUGCACAAAAUGGAGACGGUGACCUUACUCUUAGAUCAUUUGAACAAAUGGUCCAUUCAGGUUUGCAACCAGAUUCAGUCGGCUUCCUUAGUGUUUUGUGUGCCUGCAGCCACUGUGGUCUGGUUGAAGAAGGAUUAAAAUAUUUCGACUCCAUGACUCAAACUUAUAAACUUGUUCCAAAAAGAGAACAUUACGCUUCAAUGGUUGAUAUGCUGUGUAGGAGUGGAAGGUUUAACCAAGCUGAGAGACUGAUCGCUCAGAUGCCCUUUGAACCUGAUGAAAUAAUGUGGUCAUCAAUUCUUAACGCAUGUAGAAUUCAUAAGAAUCAAGAGCUAGCAAAGAAAGCAUCAGACAAGCUAUUCAAUAUGAAAGUGCUUAGAAGCGCUGCUCCAUAUGUCAGCAUGUCCAAUAUCUAUGCAGAAGCUGGUGAAUGGGAUAGCGUAAGCGUGGUAAAGAAGGCUAUGAGAGAGCGAGGAGUUAGAAAAGUCCCAGCUUACAGCUGGGUAGAAGUUAAACAUAAAGUUCAUGUUUUCUUAGCCAAUGACAAGGCUCACCCAGAAAUGGAAGAGAUUAGGAAGAAGAUUGAUGAGCUGGCUGAGCAGAUGGAGAAAGAAGGGUACAAACCCGACCCAAGUUGUACCCUUCACGAUAUCGAUGAGGAACUCAAGAUAGAGUCUCUUAAAUAUCACAGUGAGCGUCUUGCCAUUGCGUUUGCACUUAUUAGCACGCCAGAAGGGACACCUAUCCUGGUGAUGAAGAACCUCCGAGCAUGUACUGACUGCCAUGCGGCCAUCAAGGUAAUCUCCAAAAUAGCUAAAAGGGAAAUCACAGUCAGGGAUUCAAGCAGAUUCCAUCAUUUUAGAAAUGGAUUUUGCUCUUGCGGGGAUUACUGGUAGUCUUUUUUUUUUUUUUUUUGGAGACAAUCUAAAUCCCUGACUUGAUUUCUCCUGUAAGAGCAAAAUGCAUGAUUUUUUGGUCAAUUAAAAAAAAAACCGUUACUUAGACCAAGUAACUUGAACCGACACUGAAAGCCAUAUUUCUUAGAAAUGAAGAUACUAUCGCUGAAAAUAUAAUGAUUUGGUGAGAAGAGAACAAUUAUAGUCGUGCUCCUGCUGCGUGUGUUCUUAGUCCUAAUUAGUAUUCAUUACAUAUUUGUGAUAGUAAUAUCGUGUAAUUCAAAUGAUCCACCCCAUUUAUUAGACUUCUUGUUUUUGUUGUAUAUGUCCUUUGUGCGUA